Messenger RNA from Meira miltonrushii, 1670 nucleotides. RefSeq lists its product as uncharacterized. Gene Ontology annotation, cellular component: cytoplasm; nucleus. The transcript has a single exon. Gene Ontology annotation, biological process: regulation of mRNA stability. The record is from RefSeq and is a predicted model, not a curated record. NCBI's taxonomy places the organism in Eukaryota, Fungi, Basidiomycota, Exobasidiomycetes, Exobasidiales, Brachybasidiaceae. Gene Ontology annotation, molecular function: poly(A) binding. Bases 53 to 1387 code for a protein of 444 amino acids.
UUUCCUCCUUUCUUGCAACGCCACCAUCUGAUCAGAUUGGUCAACUAUCAAAAUGUCUUCGCUUGAUCUUUCAAUAGAUUCACCUGAAGCAAAACAGCUACAGGACAUCGUACAAAAAGAGAUUGCUCGACGUGGAUGGAGUGAAGGGGAAGAAGAUGCAGUCAUGAGUGAAUAUGUACUUGUGAUGGUAGCAAACAAAAAGACUCAACAACAAAUCGAAUCAGAACUGAAAGAUCUUUUAGGCGAAGACCAGCAAAACGCCGAAGCUGGAGUGGAGUCUUUCGUGUCAUGGCUAUGGCAAGAAGCAAGUAAGAUUCUAGGUCUCAAUGUCGAACCUCAAAUCCAGCACGAGAAGAAUGUUGUGGAUAUGAAAUUCCGAUCUCGUCGUUCUGCAUCACCUGAGAAUCGUGCUAGCGGAUCGCGAUACGAAGACAGACGGUCUGCUACUCAUAAUCACGAUAGACAACAAUCAGACAGAUGGCAAGCUGGCCAGGACAACAAGCCUACGAGAGAGCUAUUCCCACCCAAGUCCGAUCCUAAUUCCGAAGUAGGAAUGGCAGCAGACAGAAUGGACGAAGGAGAAAAUGAUCGGGAAGGACAACGAUCACUUCGAAUUGCUGGACGGGGUCGAGGUAAUAAGCAGAAUAGCAUGUUCAAACGCAGCUUAGAACAAGCUCAUCGAUCAAAUGGCGCUCAAGGUCAAUCCAUCUUUGCUCGGGCUGGCGUACCAAAUCCAAGAGCGGAAGAGUUUGUGCCUGCUUCAGCUCCUCAACCUAUCACAACACAACCAAGUGAUCCAUCUCAAAAUUUGCUCUUCAGAAUUGAUCCAAUGAUGCCCAACAAUGCCGCUGCUCCAGCAUCAAACGGAAACAAUGAAGACAGCAACGCUCCCGCCGAUUUCCCAACCCAACCUCUUGAUGCAGCUCUUUGCCGAUGGGGCCUCAAAUGCACUUCGCCUACAUGCAUCUAUUCACAUCCUUCGCCUAGUGCAGUAACCUUGUCUAGACAAACAGGUGAAGAUCCAAUUGUACUUCGACAAGAACCCUGCCAUUAUCAAAAAGAUUGCACUCGAGCCGAUUGCGAUUUCAGUCACAUUUCUCCGGCUGUCAAAUUCGUUUUGGCAAAAGCAGAUCGAGCUGCUUCGAUGGCAUUUGGUAAUGCAACUACUACAUCACAACCAAAAACCACUUUGGAUUCUGCCUUGACUAGUGGCUCCAACGAUAACGACCCUAGCAGUAUACCCUGUCGUUAUGGAAGCGCUUGUUAUCGUCAAGGCUGUCAUUUUUCUCAUCCUGCCAACAGGACAAAUCAUGUUUCAGAAAGAUUGAAGCAAUUCGCAAACGUUGAACCGGAAAAUGAGAUGGAAGUCAUCAUUCCUACUGCUUAACCUUACUAUAUUGUACCAAACUUUGAUGUACUUUUAAUAAGAUCUGAUGAUCAUCAUGCUAUUGAUUUGAAGGCUGAGUGUUGGGAUAUGACGUAUACGGUACGCCUGGCACGUGUACAGGCGUCACUUGCCGUAUCACGCCGUAUCACGCCUUAACGCCUGUUCCGCCACAAAGGCUGACGAACCACAGUUUUGGUGCCCAAAUUAGCCCAUAUGUCAAUUAUAAAUAGUCUCAUAUCACAUGUAAAUUUUACCUACUUUUCUCUACCUCACUAAUUUAUUA